Molecule: messenger RNA, 1041 nt
Organism: Culex quinquefasciatus (southern house mosquito)
Lineage: Eukaryota; Metazoa; Arthropoda; Insecta; Diptera; Culicidae
Product: ribonuclease H2 subunit B
Exons: 2
Coding region: 122-961 (279 amino acids)
Biological process (GO): RNA catabolic process; ribonucleotide metabolic process
Cellular component (GO): ribonuclease H2 complex; nucleoplasm
Source: RefSeq, a predicted model, not a curated record
GUUAACAUGAUCUUGUACAAAAAGGCCUUUUCGCGCGCGGGAACACGAUCCGCUGCUGUUUGUUAUCGUAUUUCUCAACAAAAUUGUUUAAUAUUGAAAAGAGUGAAUAAAAUUAUACAAAAUGACUUCAAAUAAGCACUUUUUCGUUUUACAAGAUCCACCAAAAUCGGAAUCUACGGAAGAAGACCUCAACAUCGUCACGUUCCGAAAUCCGGCAACGGGCAAAUCAUGCAAAUAUCUUUUGCGCAACGAGAACCGGGACCUAUACGAGCUGUGCUGCUUCUCGGAGCCGAACCGGUCAUGGUUUAUCAACGACACGGUUUGCUCCAACGGGAAAAUCUUCUUUCCAACCCGUGUGGAUCCUUUGUUUCUGGUCAUCCCUUACUUGGAGAAGAGCUGCACCAGCAAGGCCGUUCCGUUGGACCAGUUUCUGGUGGACGAUGAGUUCCCGCACACGACGAAGCUGGUCAACGUUCUUGCGGCGGGAGCUCAGUUGAGCAUGAUUGCCGAUGAGAAAAAAGCCGGAGACAUUCGGGCGUACAAAUUCAACGAGGAAAAGGUCAUGGAUUGGCUCAAGCGGAAGUGCACCCGGUUGGAGAAGGCACUCGGGGUGGAGCGCAAGUUUGCCCGGUCACACAACUUUGUCAAGGAGGAGAAGGAGAACGAAGUGGACGUGAAGGGUGAAAUGAUGCACUACGCUCACGGGAUCAUUUCGGAUUAUUUGAGUCUGGAGUUGAGCAAGAAGCUGGCCACCGUUAUUGGGCUUCCGGAGGAGAAGGUCGUCAACAAGCGGAAGUCGACGGUGGAGUUGGAGGCCAACCAGAUCAAGAAAAUUAAGAAGGAGGAAAGCUACGAAACGACUCCGAUCAAGAGUGUCGAUAAAAAGGUAAGUGCCAGAUCGAAGGCCCUCGCGAAGGCGGCCAGCGGAACGAAAAGUAUUUCCAGCUUUUUCAAGAAGUGAACUCCUUUAUUGUUUUGUUGUUUCUAUUGUGAAGCGUCGGUUAAAUUAACUUAAACAAUAUAAUAUGGCUAACAUUGAAA